Molecule: messenger RNA, 792 nt
Organism: Acanthosepion pharaonis
Lineage: Eukaryota; Metazoa; Mollusca; Cephalopoda; Sepiida; Sepiidae
Source: the annotation of a GenBank genome assembly
AUGUUUCUUUUAGUGCAAAUCUUUUCCUUUUUUUUUCCAUUCCUGAGUUUUUCUUUCUUUCUUUUCUUUUUCUUUUAUUUCUUUCUUUUUUCUUUCUUUAUUUCCUUACGUUUUUUUCAUUUUCUUUUAAAGGUUUUCCUUUCUCUUUUUCUUUCUUUCUUUUUCCAGAAUAUUUUUCAUCAAUCUUUAACCUUUGGUCUCUUUUAUAAUACUUUUCAAUAUUUCUUUCCUUGGAACACUUUCUUUUUUUUUCUAUUUUAUUUCUCAUUUGUUUCUUUUUCAACAAUUUUUUCUGUUUUCACAAAAAUCUUUCUUUCUUUCUUUCUUUCUUUUCAUCUAUCCUCCUUCCUAUCUCUUUCGCUCUUUCUUUUCCUCUCACUUCUAUCUAUCUAUCUAUCUAUCUAUCUAUCUAUCUAUCUAUCUAUCUAUCUAUCUAUCUAUCUAUCUAUCUAUCUUAGUCUCUUUGUCUCUUCGUCUCUAUCUAUCUAUCUAUCUAUUCUAUCUAUCUAUCUAUCUAUCUAUCUAUCUAUCUAUCUAUCUACGUCCGUUCAUAAUCUAUAUAUCUAUCGAUCUAUUAUAAAAAUCUCCGUCCAUUCAUUAUCUAUCUAUCUAUCUAUCUAUCUAUCUAUCUAUCUAUCUAUCUAUCUAUCUAUGCCAGUUCAUUUCUAUCUAUCUAUCUAUCUAUCUAUCUAUCUAUCUAUCUAUCUAUCUAUCUAUCUAUCUACGUCCAUUCAUAAUCUAUAUAUCUAUCGAUCUAUUAAAAAAAAUAUACUAGACUUCACUCCAUUUUAG